CAAGCACUGCUAACCGGAAAAACCAACUGAUGCAGCUAGCACUAUCUAUAAAUAGCCGCGAACACCUCUUCUCAUUUGCCCAAACCAAUCGACAUAUACAGCAAAGAUAGGAUUGUCGCAGAACAGUUUCUUUCAACAUGAGCGUGGAGAUCCUGGACGGGAGGACGGUGCAGAGCUUCGUGGAGGACGAGGGCGCCUUCAACGCCUCCGUCGACGGCCGCUUCGCCGCCCUCGACGCCAACCACGACGGCCUGCUCUCCUACGCCGAGAUGGCCGGGGAGCUCAUGAGCCUCCGGGUCCUCGAGAAGCACUUCGGUGUCGACGAGACCGGCGUGAUAGGCCCGGACGAGCUUGCCGCGCUCUACCGCGGGCUGUUCGCGCGCUUCGACCGCGACGGCGACGGCGCAGUGGACAGAGAGGAGUUCCGGGCGGAGAUGAAGGAGGUCAUGCUCGCCGUCGCCAGCGGGCUCGGGUUCCUGCCCGUGCAGAUGGUCGUCGAGGAAGGGAGCUUCCUCAAGGUGGCUGUGGACAGGGAGCUGGCCAGAGCUGCUUGACGGAAUUUUGUUUGUA
This is a messenger RNA of Lolium rigidum, 570 nucleotides long. RefSeq lists its product as uncharacterized. The transcript has a single exon. The record is from RefSeq and is a predicted model, not a curated record. Lineage: Eukaryota; Viridiplantae; Streptophyta; Magnoliopsida; Poales; Poaceae. Gene Ontology annotation, molecular function: calcium ion binding. Bases 138 to 554 code for a protein of 138 amino acids.